Molecule: messenger RNA, 6205 nt
Organism: Melanotaenia boesemani (Boeseman's rainbowfish)
Lineage: Eukaryota; Metazoa; Chordata; Actinopteri; Atheriniformes; Melanotaeniidae
Gene: map3k15
Product: mitogen-activated protein kinase kinase kinase 15
Exons: 29
Coding region: 357-4361 (1334 amino acids)
Biological process (GO): protein phosphorylation; cellular response to stress; MAPK cascade
Molecular function (GO): ATP binding; MAP kinase kinase kinase activity
Source: RefSeq, a predicted model, not a curated record
UGUCAGCGCCCUCCAGUUGGAAACUUAAAACCAGGCAAAACUGCAAAUCAAAGAACAACAGUUUCAGUUUUGGAUUAGUUUUUGUUCAGACAUCUGUGCCCCCGUCUCUUAAUUUCAGUGAUCUGGUCGAAUCCAGUCUGGGCAAAGCGGACGUCGUGGUGCGAGAUAAUCGGCAGCCGAUAUGAGUUAAUGAGGCGGAGAUGCGGGAGGACCAACUUCGCCUCGACAGGUGGGUCUCCAGUGAGCGAGAGGGGUACAAGACGGAGGAGCAGACAGAAUAAAGAGGGCGGAGAAGUGGACAGAAAGUGGACAGGGAAGGAGGUCAAUAAAGCAGAGUCACUUCCCAUAUUUUCGCUAUGGAGACGGGACAAAGCGCGCAGAUCACCGACAUGGUUGGAGAGCACUCCCCGGCACUCUGCGCGCUGGAGCGUGACAGGGACCGGGAGAGGUGCGAGGUGUCCAGCCCUUGCCUGAUAGCCAAGCAACGCUCCCUGCGGGUCGUGUACGUCCUGAACGACGGGCUGAAGUCGGUGAUGGCGAGCAGCCCGGAGUCCGGAGCGUUGCAGUGCCUGCAGAGAGCCUGCGACGCGGAGAGCGCGCUGCUCACCACCGUCACAUUCGGAAGGCUGGACUUUGGAGAAACAUCAGUGCUGGACAGUUUCUACGAUGCAGACAUUGCUGUUGUGGACAUGAGCGAUGUGUUUCGGCAGCCCUCCUUGUUUUACCACUUGGGUGUGAGGGAGAGCUUCGACAUGGCCAACAACGUCAUCCUAUACCAUGACAUGGACCCCGACACAGCCCAGUCACUAAAGGACAUGGUGGCACAGAAAAACACUGCAUCCAGUGGUAAUUACUACUUCAUCCCUUACAUAGUGACUCCAAACCAUGAGUAUAUGUGCUGUGAGAGUGAUGCACAGCGCAGGGCCAGUGAGUACAUGCAACCCAGUUGGGACAACUUGUUGGGGCCACUGUGUGUCCCACUGACCGAUCGUUUCACCAACCUGCUGAAGGAUAUCCAUGUUACAUCCUGUGCCUCUUUUAAGGACACCCUGCUCAAUGAUAUCAGAAAGGCCAGGGAGAAAUACCAAGGAGAGGAGCUGGCCAAGGAGCUUUCCCGUAUCAAGCUUCGAAUAGACAACACUGAGGUCUUAACACAGGAUAUUGUCAUGAACCUGCUGUUUUCCUACAGAGACAUACAGGACUAUGAUGCAAUGGUGAAGCUUGUGCAGACUCUGGAAAUGCUGCCAACUUGUGACCUGGCCACUCAGCCCAUGAUCCAGUUCCACUAUGCAUUUGCCAUUAACAGGAGGAACAGUCCUGGAGACAGAGAGCAGGCUCUCAGAGUGAUGCUCCAGGUGCUGCAGUCAUGUGAACAUCCUGCACCUGACAUGUUCUGCCUCUGUGGACGGAUCUAUAAAGACAUUUUCCUUGACUCAGACUGCAAAGACACCAUAAACAGAGACAAUGCUAUACAGUGGUACAGGAAGGGCUUUGAGCUGCAGCCCACUCUCUAUUCUGGCAUCAACCUUGCUGUCCUCCUCAUAGUAGCGGGCCAGCAGUUUGAGAGCUCCAUUGAGCUACGAAAAAUAGGUGUGAGGUUGAACAGUCUUCUGGGGCGCAAGGGUUCCCUGGAGAAAAUGAAUAACUACUGGGAUGUGGGCCAGUUCUUCACCGUUAGCAUGUUAGCUAGUGAUAUCCCUAAAGCUACUCAAGCUGCUGAGAAGCUCUUUAAACUGAAGCCACCUCUAUGGUAUUUACGGUCAGUGGUGCAAAAUCUGCAGCUAAUCCAAAGGUUUAAGAAGCAGGCCGUGGAACACUCUCCCCAGCGAGAGAGACUCGACUUCUGGAUGGACAUUAUUGUUGAGGCCACACAAGACACCACCAACAGACUGCGGUUUCCUGUGUUGAUUCUAGAACCAACUAAGAUUUACCAACCCUCCUAUGUGUCUAUUAACAAUGAGGCUGAGGAAAUGAACGUCUCCAUCUGGCAUGUUUCCCCUGCUGAAACGAAGGGAAUCCAUGAGUGGAACUUCACCGCUACAUCCAUCAAGGGCAUUAGCAUCAGUAAGUUUGACGAGCGCUGCUGCUUCUUAUACGUCCACGACAACUCUGAUGAUUUCCAGAUCUAUUUCUCCACUGAGGAGCAGUGCGGUCGGUUCUGCUCCAUGGUGAAAGAAAUGAUAUCUGAUGGUACAGGGAAUGCUGCAGAGCUUGAAGGAGAGGGUGAUGGAGAUACAUUGGAGUAUGAGUAUGACACCAACGAGACAGGGGACAGGGUAGUGCUGGGGAGGGGAACUUAUGGAGUGGUGUAUGCUGGGAGAGACCUGAGCAACCAGGUCCGGAUUGCCAUCAAAGAAAUUCCUGAAAGAGACAGCCGAUACUCGCAGCCCCUUCAUGAGGAAAUUGCCCUUCACAAGUACCUGAAGCACAGAAACAUCGUUCAGUAUUUGGGUUCUGUUUCUGAGAACGGAUACAUCAAGAUCUUCAUGGAGCAAGUGCCUGGAGGAAGCCUGUCCGCAUUGCUGCGGUCAAAAUGGGGCCCUUUGAAGGAGGCGACCAUCAUUUUCUAUACCAGGCAGAUCCUGGAGGGGCUGCGUUACCUGCACGAAAACCAGAUCGUCCACAGAGACAUUAAGGGUGAUAAUGUGUUGGUAAACACUUAUAGUGGCGUCUUGAAAAUCUCUGACUUUGGAACCUCAAAGCGGCUGGCCGGAGUCAAUCCCUGCACAGAAACAUUCACAGGCACACUGCAGUACAUGGCUCCAGAAAUCAUUGAUAAGGGCCCUCGAGGCUACGGGGCCCCAGCGGACAUCUGGUCUCUGGGAUGUACCAUCAUAGAAAUGGCGACUGGGAAACCUCCAUUCCAUGAGCUGGGAGAGCCCCAAGCUGCCAUGUUCAAGGUGGGCAUGUUUAAAAUCCACCCAGAGAUCCCAGAGUCUUUGUCGCUGGAGGCCAAGUCCUUUAUCCUGCGGUGCUUUGAGCCCGACCCUCACAAGAGAGCUAUUGCCUCGGACCUGCUCAGAGACCUUUUCCUCAGGCACAACACUAAGGGCAAAAAGAGCAAGAUCGCCUUCAAACCAUCAGACUAUAUCCAAAAUGUCUCCAUACCAGUGCAGCUGCAGGGCGAGGCUGCCGGUAGCAGCAGCAGUGAACACGGCUCUGUGAGUCCAGACUGCGACUCCAAACAAGAUGUUUUCUUCCAGAAGAAGAAACGCUCUGGCUCAGAAAACCUCCUCAAACCCUCCAACUCCAGUUACCUAAGUGUUCCAGAUGAGAGUUCUGUGUCCGAGGACCGCAGUGGCCCCGCUUCACCUGAAGACAGGGACAGCGGUCUGUUCCUGUUGAAGAAGGACAGCGAGAGACGGGCUAUUCUGUACAAGGUCCUCAAUGAUGACCAGGAAAAGGUCAUCUCCAACCUCAAAGAAAACCACAUCCAGGGCAGUGAAGAGCUCCAGCUGUCUGUGGAUCACAUCAAGCAGAUUAUCUGCAUCCUUCGGGACUUCAUCCACUCUCCGGAGAGGCGUGUCAUGGCGGCCACUAUCUCCAAGCUCAAGCUGGACCUCGACUUCGACUCCACCUCCAUCAACCAGAUCCAGCUGGUGCUGUUUGGCUUCCAGGACUCGGUGAACAAGGUCCUGAGAAAUCAUCACAUUAAACCCCACUGGAUGUUUGCUAUGGACAACAUCAUCCGCCGGGCUGUGCAGGCUGCUAUCACCAUCCUCAUACCAGAGCUGCAGACACAUUUUGGACCGGCGUCAGAAUGUGAGGGGGCAGAGAAGGAUGAUGAAGUCGAUGAAGAGGAAGCAGAGUUCGGCCCUGUUUUAGCUUCAAACUCAGAUGACCCGGGGACAUCAGCUGACCCCGCCCACUCUGUCGUCAGCGUACUGAACACCUCCCACUCCCAAGAACAUCAACGAUCGCAUCAUAACCUGGGAGUCCAGCUGGGGCGUCUUAAACAGGAAACCAACAGGAUGCUGGAGGAACUGCUGCAGAAGGAGAAGGAGUAUCAGCAGGUCCUGAAGGCCACACUGCAGCAGAGGACACUCGACCUGGAGCUGGUCAGACUCAGACACAGACCACCAGACAUCUCACCUCCCUCCAUCCUUCACAUCCCAGCGGAGCAUGAGCCGGACAAGCUGCUCACUGAUUGGCUGAAAGAACAGGGUGCAGAUGCUGACACUAUAGACAAGUUUGUGAUAGAAGAAUACACACUGAAUGACAUCCUGAAUGACGUUAGCAAAGAUGAGCUCCGCUGUCUACGCCUUCGGGGUGGAGUCCUCUGCCGGAUCUGGCGAGCCAUCCAGAGGCACAGAGAACGAGAGAGGCUGACGGGUGACAAACACUCCAAAGAUAAAGCAUGACUACAGCUGCAAUUCUAAAUUGUGCAGGAGACCUGCACACAUUGACACAUUACCAGCACCCUUCUCUGCCUGUCUCCACUGUGCCUUUUCAUGUUUCCAUCUUUGUGUUAAACGUACAGAACUGACUGAAUUCAUGCAGUUUUUGCUGACCAGGCCAAAGCGCCUUAGUGCGGGCACUACUUUAUUAUCUUUGUGUAUUUAAGUGUUUGUGUUCUAUAAUGUGUUUGUGCUUGAGAUUUUUAAAGGAUACAAAUCCUUGUUAACAGAAACAGUUUAAAGUCUUUGCUAAAUGUUUCUUUAGCUCUGCCCUAAACUGGAAAGUGAUUGUAAUUAGUCUGUGGUUUUAUCCUCUUAGAAAAUUCAGUUUUAUAUACAUAUAUAUAUAUAUAAAAAACUAAACCGCAAAAGUAUUGUAGCAAACCACCCUUUCAUCCCCACUAAGCCAGGGAUUAGCCUACAUGAAACUGACCAUGUCUGAAACCAGGUACCACAGUGGAUCCGUUUGAGUCCUCUACCUUCUGCGGUACUGUGCAGACAGCGAAGCCGCACAACUCGAGGAUAUGACGUCAAUGUGAUGAACACGCACCGAUUCCCAAUCCACCCUCCCAUGUGUUUUUUAUGCUUUAUAGUCAAGCAUUUUUUGAAGAAGAAGCUCAGCUUCUUUAUUAGUCCAAAUAAAUGUUUCUCCUUUGCUUCGCCGUGAAUCCUCAGCUAUCUUCUCUUCUCUGCUUCCGAUGUGAACUUCCUGCAACACGCAGUGAGCCUUUACUUGCGCAUGCGUUGUUUUGCUCUUGCUUUGGAGUGUUACUCUUUAGCGCCCCCCACAGCCUGUAGUAUGUACUACAGCGGUGUCGUGGGGAUAGCCUUUCUACUAGUUGCCACCGUUUUUGCCACCGUUUUCACACCUGAACCGGCUUCGGUGCCAUGUGGAUAUAGCCUUAAUGCUAAAGGACACUACUUCUUCUGACUGUUCAAAAGAAAAAUCAAGAUGAAAAGGAAACCUGAACACAGAGAACAAGAUGUAUCAAGGUCUUACUUCUUAAAUGUGAGCAGACACAUCUUUUAACUUCAUGAAGCCCUGCUCGCCUGACCUCGUAGAUGCUGUAAACUGACUUUAAGGCAUCUAAGAAACAUACUGUUGCCUCUACGUUUCACUCUGAGUGCUCAUUAUGAAUCAAUAUGCUAUAAAAAUCACACCAUUCUUUUUCACUUAAGCAAAUGGUUUUAGAAGAUGCUGUGGUUAGAAAGCUGGAUUUGAUCAGAGCCUGGAAGAUCCUGGAAAGAGACUACAGGUUUAUCCCCAAGUCCUAAUGGCCCAAUUUCCAGUAUAAUAUCAGGCUUGUUUUAACAUUUAACAAAAUAAAUAAAUAAAUAAAUUAUUAAAAUAAAAAAAAAUGAAAAUACAUUUAGGAAUCUGUAUAAAAUAAAUAGAAAAGAAAAGAUAAUAGGCAGCUGACAAAAGGCAGAAUGCAAAAACCACCAUAAAUAAAUAUUUAUUGAUUUUUUUUCCUAACUUUUCACAUUUUACAUUCCAAUUGGCAACCUUGGAUGUUAUGUUAGCAUGUGGUUGAUAUGUGAAUAUUAAUGUAUCUCAUGCCAGCAAUUUUCCAACUGACCUUUUACUGAAAAUAAGGGAUGUUAUGAAAAUUACAACCUUAAAAUAAAAGGUAUUAAACCAGCCACUCAUCUCAACUACUGUUUUCAUAUUAAUUUAUCUGUAUCAUCUUUCUUCUCCCCUGUGUGUAACUGUUUUUAAUAAUUAUUAUUGCUUGUUUUUUUUAUUCCAUCUGUCAUUCAUUGUUUAUUUAUGUGCCUUGAAACUGCAAUAAAUGUCAGAGAUCUCC